Protopterus annectens (West African lungfish) is the source of this 6906-nucleotide messenger RNA. It is a transcript of the gene NCAM1, whose product is annotated as neural cell adhesion molecule 1. Bases 1 to 3942 code for a protein of 1313 amino acids. NCBI's taxonomy places the organism in Eukaryota, Metazoa, Chordata, Ceratodontiformes, Protopteridae. The record is from RefSeq and is a predicted model, not a curated record. The transcript has 23 exons. Gene Ontology annotation, molecular function: protein binding. Gene Ontology annotation, cellular component: membrane. Gene Ontology annotation, biological process: cell adhesion.
AUGACCUCUUACGAUGAAGAAUUUACAAAAGAAUGUGACUUUGUUAUGGACAUGUUCAGGGAGAGAGGAUAUCCAGACAUUUUAAUUCAUGAGACCAUUCAGGUAGUUGUCCUUGGUAGAAAGGGGAGAUUUGCACCUAUUUUGGGUCAGGACCAUCUUGUUUUAUCUGACACAGUAGUUAAUGAUAACACUUUAAGCAAUUGGGAGCAGGCAUACAUAAUGGACUAUACUGGUGGCUCGGGUGUAAUUAAACAAAUUGUCAAAAGGGAAUGGGAUAGAUUUAGACAGAUCUCUGAUCUAGAUUUGGUUCACAGUCAACCCUUAAAAUUCACUUACAGAAAGGAUUUGAAUUUUAAGCAACUAUUUGAGUGUGGUGGUGGCCCAAAAGUAGGAGUGGCUGGUUAUGUGAAGAAGCAGGUGUACUUUACCUGUCUCCAUUAUGUACUAAGUACCAAUUUGCUUGGUGGUUUCUAUGUGGACAGUGCCAGAGUUCAGUCUCUUUCUGCACAGCACCUCUUCCAGCUAGGAAUAUAUUCUCGCUCUAAUCACCGUCUUUUUUUUUUCUUUCUUGCUUUAGCUGCACUUCAGGUGAACAUCACACCUGUCCAGGGGGAAUUUAGUGUCGAUGAAUCCAAGUUUUUUGAGUGUCAUGUAACGGGUGAACCACAGGAUAUUUCAUGGUACUCUCCCAGUGGGGAAAAGAUUGCACCAAACCAGCCACGGCUCUCUGUGCUACGAAAUGAUGAGACCUCAUCUUUAUCCACGCUGACAAUCUACAGUGCUAAAAUUGAUGAUGCUGGUAUUUACAAGUGUGUGGCCAGUGCUGCGGAUGGCACUGAAUACGAGGCCACUGUCAGUGUGAAAAUCUUCCAAAAAUUGACAUUUAAGGAGGCACCAUCUCCUCAAGAGUUUAAAGAGGGUGAUGAUGCAGUCAUCAUUUGUGAUGUCAUCAGCUCCCCACCACCUUCUGUUUUCUGGAAACACAAAGGGAAAGACAUCAUCCUUAAGAAAGAUGCUCGAUUUGUUGUUCUGUCAAACAAUUUUCUGCAGAUCCAAAAUGUUAAGAAGACAGAUGAAGGCAUUUACAGAUGUGAAGGCAGGGUCCUUGCUCGUGGAGAGAUCAGCUUCAGGGACAUUGCUAUCUCUGUAAAUGUUCCUCCAUCAAUCCGUGCAAGAGUGACCGAUGUGAAUGUCACAGCAGAUCUUGCCAACUCCGUAACAUUAGCUUGUGAUGCAGAGGGUUAUCCAGAGCCGCAAGUCUACUGGACAAAGGAUGACGAUGAGAUUGAAGCUAAGGACAACAAGUACAGUUUCAACUCGGAGAAGAAUGAGAUGACAGUUCACAAUAUCGGGAAGGAGGAUGAUGGGGAAUAUUCUUGUUUUGCCGAGAACAAGGCUGGAGAUGCUGAAGCAAAAAUCACUGUUAAAGUUUUUGUAAAGCCUUCCAUUACAUAUGUAGAGAACAAGACGGCUAUGGAGCUUGAUGAUCAGAUCACCUUGACGUGUGAGGCUUCAGGAGAUCCAACACCAAGUAUCACAUGGAGAACAGCAACCAGGGUGUUCAAGGAGGGAGACCAGCAGGCCUCAUGGACUCGACCCGAGAAGUACGAGACGUUAGAUGGACGAAUUGCUGUUCGUGGUCAUGCAAGGGUAUCUUCCGUCACUCUGAAGGAUGUCCAGUAUACAGACAGUGGAGAGUACAUCUGCACAGCCACAAAUCCUGUUGGACAUGACUCCAAAUCCAUGUUUCUGGAAGUAGAGUACACUCCCAAGAUAUUGGGCUCUGUAGCAGUUUACACAUGGGAAGGGAAUACAGUGAACAUCACCUGUCAGGUGUUUGCAUUCCCAAAAGCAUCCAUCAGUUGGUUUCGGGAUGGCGAACCACUGCCAAGUAAAAAUUACAGCAAUGUCAAGCUCUAUAACACACCUACUGCUAGCUACUUGGAGGUUACCCCAGAUUCAGAAAAUGACUUUGGUACCUACAACUGUAGUGCAACAAACCGAGUUGGCCAGGAAUCCAAGGAAUUUAUUCUUGUCCAGGCUGAUACUCCAUCUGCUCCUAUCAUCAACAAUGUAACACCAUACUCCAGCAGUGCAAAACUGGAAUUUGAAGAACCCGAAGCCACAGGAGGUGUUCCUAUCUUAAAAUACCUUGCAGAGUGGAAGGUUCCUGGUGCUGAUUCCUGGUCUGUGCUGAAGUAUGAUGCCAGAGAUGUGAGCUACGAUAAUGCAAUUACAGUUUCUGGACUGAAGCCAGAGACCACCUACAAAAUUAGAUUGUCCGCCAUCAACGGCAAAGGGCAAGGAGAGACCAGUAAUCUUGUGGAUUUCAAGACUGAGCCAGUCCCAACAGAAUCUCCUACCAAAUUUGAAACCACAGAGUUAAGUAAAGGAGAACCAAGUGCACCUAAGGUUGACGGUCAGGUUCAAGACCAUGGCAACAUAUUCAGGGUGAACUGGAUCAAACAAGAUGAUGGUGGAUCACCAAUCAAGCACUUCUUAGUCAGAUAUAAGGCUAGAAAUGCAUCUGAAUGGAAACCAGAGAUGAAGAUCCCAGCUGAAAGUGAUUAUGCCAUCCUUAGCGGACUGGACUGGAGUGCAGAAUAUGAAGUUUACGUGAUGGCAGAAAACCAUCAAGGGAAGUCUCAGCCUGGAUUCUUAGUCUUUAGAACUGCCUCUGAACCUACUGCUAUACCAGCAGAUACUGAUGCAGGUGCCGGACUGGGAGUCGGUGCAAUUGCUGGAAUUUUGAUUGUAAUCUUUGUCUUACUCCUGGUUAUUGUGGACGUUACAUGCUACUUCCUCAACAAGUGUGGGCUGCUCAUGUGCAUUGCAGUGAACCUGUGCGGAAAAUCUGGACCAGGUGCCAAGGGUAAAGACAUCGAGGAAGGAAAGGCAGCAUUCUCGAAAGAUGAAUCGAAAGAACCAAUUGUAGAGGUUCGGACUGAAGAAGAACGAACGCCAAAUCAUGAUGGGGGAAUUCAGACAGAACCUAAUGAGACAACUCCACUAACAGAACCAGAGCAUCCUUCUGAUACCACAGCUACUGUUGAGGAUGCUCUCCCAUCUGCUACUACGGUCACAACUAACUCUGAAGCUGUUACUGAAACCUUUGCUACUGCUCAAAACAGUCCCACCAGUGAGACCACCACUCUGUCCUCCAGCAUUGCCCCUGCAGCUCAUGAGUCCAAUUCAAUUCCAGCUCCUCAGGUCAGCUCACCCAAAGCAGCAGCAGCAGUUUCUGCUCCUUCAAAACAAGCCGCAUCUGCCUCAGAAACAGCAGCCAAGGAUGGUCCCCUAGUGGAUCUGAGUGACACCCCAGCUACUACUUACAGCCCAGCUUCAAAUGUUUUAACUGGUUUAAGCCAGAGCCCCACCACUGCUGCCACUGCAACUGAGGCUUCCAAGGCCCCUGUCAACAGUAAGCCUGCUGCUACCACCCAACCAGCAUCAGACCCCAAGCAAACUAAGCGAGAUGAGCCGAGCACCAAAAGUCCAGAAAAGGAGACUGAGAAGCCCACUGCAGCGAAGAGCCAAACAGAAGCCGUUAAGAAUCCAGCCAGUCCGAAGACCGAGGCUGCCUCGGACAGCAGCACAAAUCCCUCCCAGGGCGAGGACUUUCAAAUGGACGGUGGGACCUUCAAGACAUCAGACAUUGACCUUGCAAAGGAUGUUUUUGCGGCUCUUGGCACUACUGCUCCUGCCUCUGUGGCUAGUGGUCAGGCUGCUGAGCCUGCUUCUUCCGCUACAGAUGUCACUGUUUCACCUGCUCCAGCGAAGAACGAGAAGACCCAGAUAGAAGAAAACUCUAAACCAGAGGAGAAGCCUAAGGCAGAGGAAAACUGUAAGCCAGAAGAAUCAGAAACUAAAACACUUCCAGCAGAAGUCAAGACGGUCCCCAAUGAAGCCACACAGAAAAAUGAAAACGAGAGCAAAGCAUGAUCAAUCGGCCGAAAAUGAGAACAGAAAACAACUUCACCCAAGCAUUUAAAAUGAAGAAACACGUUUCAUUCCUUCAGUGUCUUGUAUUAUUUUUUAAAAAUAAAUAUGUUCUCCUGUUUGUAGAUUUGUAGAAGGGAAUGAGUUGUGCACUUGCAUUUUAUUUUAUUUUGUUUUUUUGUUUUGUUCAGGAAAGCUGUAAUUCUGAAUAAAAACAUACCCAGAGACAGAUUGGUACAAUAUAUUGCAGUGUAAUUAACAAAGUUAUAGUUAAAUAUGUGCUUGCUUUAACAUUGUUAUGUUUACUCCUCCCCCAUUCACAGUUGCUAGAUAUAGCAGCAGCAACAUGGAUGCAAUUUAAGGUAUGGCACAGCAGCUCAGUAAGUCCCCACAGUUUACAUACGUAGAUUUCUGGCUAUACAAAGGGAAAGCAAUCUUUUUUUUUUAGCUGUUGCAUAGCAAAAAUAGCUCUGAAUUCCUUAUUUAGGGAAUUAUAUUGUAUUGGUUCUGGGUAUAAUUUGUUUACCCUCUGUUUAUUUUUUAUUUUUUUUUUUUUGCUGUUUCUGUUUAUAUGUUAUUAUUGAAAAAAAUGAAGGUUUUUUUAAAGUGCCUUUUAUGAGGCAUAUGUUCUGUGUGCAGUAUUCAUCAUUUUUUGCCAACUUUUUUCGUUAGGGUUAAAAUACUCGGCUGUUGCUGGGUUGUAUGUUUUGUGUAAAAGUGUUGCGUUUGUUUUUGUUUCUUAGGAAGCAAGUUACACUUGUGCUGAUUUGUAAAAAAAAAAAAAAUACAUAGAUGUUUACAUAAAUUGUGGCCCUGUCUCCUUUUUCAGUAGUAGUUUCUUGUUGAACAUGAAAGGGGGGGACUUUGGCUGACUGAUGCAGUUGGGUAGGACUGCACGUUAACCAGCAGCCUACAGUGUAUUUUGUGUAUUUCUUAGGAGAUUUCUCCCCUUUGUAGCUUCCAUGCUCAUUAGUUUUCACAGAUUUAAGACAAGGCUGGUGUAGACCAAGUAUAAAAAUUGUUAUGCCAGAAAUAUUAGGUAGGGGGAGUACAUAAAAAUUAAUUAAUUUGAAAGUCAUUUGGGGGAGGGGUGUUAAAGGGAAUAGAUAUUUCCUGUGACUCAUUAGCACUGUUUCAUCUCACAGAAGUAUCUGAUUAAUGGUCUUUUAUUAUUUUUAUAUAUAUUUUUUCAUGUUUAUUGUCAGUUCUUGGAUUGCUUUUUUAUGACUUUGUAUAAUUGUCUACAGGACUUGCGCAAGGAAUUUAGAACUCAUUCUUCUUGAAAUCUACCCCUUUUUUGGGGGCAGAGGGGACCAGACCAUUGUAUAGAAAUGUUUCCUUUAUUUCCCCCAUUUUUCUCUAGAACUGCAAGCUUGUGCACCGUGAGUGCGUGAAUAUUCUAGUGUGAAAUGUGUUUUUGUCAUAGUAUUUGAAAUAAAACUUCAGCAUAGUUUGGUUGUGAAAGGUGUAGCAUAUAGUAAAACAGUUCAGGAAAAAAUAACUGUUGCGGGGAAUGAAGAAAAAAGGCCUCUGAGGAAAAACAGAUUAUGGCAGGUAUACUACUGUCAAGGUGUUUGCCUGUAAAAGUGAGGAAGCACCUCUUGUAGGAACUGCCGUUUAAGCCCUUUUACAUAGACGUUAUCAGGGAUGUUGGUUCGCUGUGUACUUUCACAAUAUUAAUUAUGCAGUCUCAGCUUGGUAAUGAUGGCAUUGCUAGUUUUGUAAGUUUAAACUGUGAAAAUACUGGUCUUGUCAUUUGCUAAGUGUGUGUUUUUUUCACCUACUCAGAUCUCGGGGAUGGAAAUGGAGGGUAGGUCAUAUUUAAUAGGUAGGCACCCUUGUUUAUUAAGGGCUUCAUGUUACUUUGAGCAUCUUAGCCAUAGAUACAGUGGACUGGGCAAAUAAAUGUACAAUCUGUAACUUGUAAGUAAAAGAAAAAGGAUAUGCAGAAGAGUUAGCUGUUAAGAGUGGUACAAGUGAUAAUUCCUCAAAUAUAAAAAGGGACUGUUUUUGCCAUGUAUUGCAAGAGUUAAGGUGGAUUUUAUUUACCUAUAUAGUAAUUUGCCCCAUGCAUUCUGGGGCAUACCUUUGUAAUGGUAUAUGAGGAAGCAAAGAAACAUUUUAUUUACUGGGUUAUUUAAAAUACAAUAAAUUAAGAACAGUGAAAAUGUCAUUCGUCUUAGCAACACAUUUGUAGCAUGAAACUAUGUUUUAUAGAUAAAAACACAGAAGGAAUCAAAAGUUAUGUUAGGUUGAAUUAUUUUGUGGCUCUACAGUGAACAAGCAUCUUAUUUUUGCACUGAAAUAUCCUUUGCAAGUUUUAUUCCUUUUAACAGCAGAGAGCCUUAUGUUACAUGUAAAUUUAAAGGAAAGAAAACAUUAUGCAUUUUCUCUGGAAAGCCCAUAAACAUAGUGGCAUCCAGAAUGUGAACUAAAGCCUUGUUGAUAUAGUUGACAGCUUGCCAUUUUGUGUAUGUGGGUUCAGAUUUGAAAUGUUUUUUUCUUGCUUUCCUUUGCUGACGGGGACCAAGUGUGUACAGUUUACUUGCUAUUUGUCUGUGUCUGAUGAACCAAUGAUGUUGUGCCAUGUAGUUAACCCUUCUCUUAUAAACUAAUGUUUACGUUCAGGCUUGACAAGGUAAAUGCUUUCAACAUAGAAGAUGUUCUGUCUGUUAGGGUUACAUAAGGAGUUGGCUGUACACUUUUUAUAUGGAGAAUACAGAGGUUGGAUGUCAUUCACAAGGCCCUUUUCGGACAGUCGUUCUACAGCCUCCAUUGACAUCCCUUCCCAGCAUUCCCUGUUAUAGGGGCCUUUCUCUCUUGUUAUAAGACUUUUUACCAAGUGAAACAUUGAUAUCACUUUUCUUUCCACUCUCACCGGUGUAAAUACUGAGUACUAACCAAGGAUUUUGACUUUGCAUUCUGUCAGAAUACUUGUGUUCAAUAAAAGUUACAAAGUACAUUGGA